Messenger RNA from Archocentrus centrarchus (flier cichlid), 868 nucleotides. It is a transcript of the gene sh2d1ab, whose product is annotated as SH2 domain containing 1A duplicate b. Gene Ontology annotation, biological process: regulation of signal transduction; regulation of immune response. The record is from RefSeq and is a predicted model, not a curated record. The coding region runs from base 56 to 520 and encodes 154 amino acids. Lineage: Eukaryota; Metazoa; Chordata; Actinopteri; Cichliformes; Cichlidae. The transcript has 3 exons.
GAGAGUUGGCACUUUGGGAGCAGAACAAAAAAGAGCAUCUGGGGGGAGAACUGUGAUGGAAAACCUGGCUGUCUAUCACGGACCCAUUGGCAAGGAGGAGGGAGAAAGGCGGCUGGGCCAGGACGGCCGAGAUGGGUGCUACCUAGUCCGUAACAGCGACUCUGUGGAGGGUGUCUACUGCCUGUGCGUGCUGUGCCAAGGAUACGUCUACACAUACAGAAUCCACAAGGAUGACGCAGGCUCAUGGGCAGCAGAAACCAGUCCUGGUGUGCAGAAACGAUAUUUCCGGCAAAUCAAGAAUUUGAUAGCAGCUUUCCAGAAGCCUGGACAAGGAAUUGCCAUGCCUCUGCUCUACCCUGUCACCGCUCAGAGACGGGCGCAGACACACACAGAGGAGCCCAGUAAUAGCCUGUCGCCGACACAGAGCAGCCCAAACCCUUACUUCCAGCAGCGGAAGCCACAUGGUGCACAGGGACAGAAAAACAGGAACAAGAAGGAGGUGCGACAAGCUAUUGCUUAGGGACAAACCCUAAGCUCACCACUGACCUAAUUUUAAACAGAAAUACUGAUUCCUACUGUUUGCAUUUUGCAUAAUGUGCAUCAAGUAAAUGUCAUUUUUUUCCUCUAUUUGCUAAAUUGAGCUCAUUUAGGCUCCAGCAGUGACUCACUUCUCAGCAUCCUUCUACUUUUUUUUUUUUUUUUUUUCUGCAUAUGCAGCACAGAAAGUGCCCCAUAACUUUCUGGGAUGUAAAAUGCUCAGCUGCAGAAUCAUUAAUAUCUAUUACUGCAUACAUAAGCUGACAACAAAUAUUGUGCUCUGUUUUCUUAAUGCAAUAGAGUUGUGUGAGUGGCAAAGAAAAUAAAUGAU